Callorhinus ursinus (northern fur seal) is the source of this 1388-nucleotide messenger RNA. It is a transcript of the gene RTP4, whose product is annotated as receptor transporter protein 4. The record is from RefSeq and is a predicted model, not a curated record. Gene Ontology annotation, cellular component: cytoplasm. Lineage: Eukaryota; Metazoa; Chordata; Mammalia; Carnivora; Otariidae. Gene Ontology annotation, biological process: protein targeting to membrane; protein insertion into membrane; detection of chemical stimulus involved in sensory perception of bitter taste. Gene Ontology annotation, molecular function: olfactory receptor binding.
UUUCCUUAUGCCUCUUGCUGGUGGCUGAGUAAGACUGAGUUACUCACUAGGCAUGGCUUCCCAGCCUCAGGGGGGAAAAACAGUUUUAGAUGUCCAGACCUGGGAGCAGACAUUUCAAGAGCUGAUGCAGCAGGAGAAACCCCGGGCCAGAUGGACCCUGAAGCUGGAUGAGAAACUGGAGCCGGACUGCCUUGCCGCAGGCUGGAUGCAGUACCAGCAGAAAGGAUUUGGCAGCCUUCUUCCUUCUGUCUGCAGGUUCCAGUGUUCCUCAUGCCAGCGAAAUUGGGCUUCCGCUCAAGUGCAUAUCCUCUGUCACAUGCACCUGGAGCCCCAGAAGUCCCAGGGCCAGGUGAUUAUGCGGCUCUUUGCUCAGAGGUGCCAGAAGUGUUCCUGGUCUCGAUUUGAGAAUCCUGAGUUCUCCCCAGAGAGUGCCAUGCGAAUCCUGAAAAACGUGGUAAGGCGUAUUCUGGAGAAAUUCUACGGGAACGGCUUUAGGAAGUUUCCGGAGCUACCAAUCAUCCGGGAGGUGCCUUUGGAUGGGUCCCAUGACACAAAAAAUUGUGAAGCAUGCACCCUGGGCUGCUGUUUAUGGAGGUCACGAAGCAACGUGACAGAGCCAUCAAUAUCCCCAUCCUCCUUUAUGGAUAUUAGGAGUUCCUCUUGUCACAUUGGUGACGUGUCUGGCCAAAACCAGGAGUGUGGGUCUAACUAUAUCUUGAAGGAGUCAGGGUCCAGCCAUACCACUGCUGAGACCCAAGCUCCUGGAGCAGGGCCUCAGCCCAAAGGGGAGACUAGUAGACCGCCCACCCCAAUGGCAGAUAGGGAGGCCACACAGGAAAAUUCACAACCCACACAGGAGACAGCACCACAGACACCCUGGAGGACAUACUCUGAGGCUUUAAGGAUGGCCCGCCAACAGUCUACACAGCAGUCAUUCUCACAAGCCACAUGGACCAUGCCAAGGAUAAUCUCGACGUCUACAAUAGGGUCAUACCCUCAGACUAGAGGAAGAACAGCCCCCUCUACACUAGGGUCACACCUACAGCUUACACGGAGGACAGCUAGGGGCCUCGUGAUCCUCAGUAGAACUCAAGCUACCUGGAGACGUUCAUCCAGAUACUCCGUUCCAAACACCCAUCACAUAUACCCUCAUUCAGUGCAACGAGAUGUAUUCUUUGACCUGGAUAUAUUUUUCUACUUCUGGAUCUGUAUUAUUUUGUUCUUUGUCUUUGUAGGCAAAUAUUCAGAAGCAGAAAAAGGGAAAUAAGUUUAUUUUCUUUUCUUCUGUCUUAAUUCCAUGGUAAUCAAUGAACUGGUUACCAUUUAUUUUUAUUUUUUAAAGAUUUUAUUUUAUUUGACAGAGAGAGAGAGACAGCGAGAGAGGGAAC